AUGCCGGCCGUCGCGAUGUUUGCCCCGACCAUAGAGCAACUCAUGACUGAUCUCAAGGCUCGUGGCCCCGAAUCAGAGCUGAACAACGUGCUGAUAUGGAUCAUGGAAGAAUCCAUCCUGAAAAACACGCCGCUCACGGAGAUCGUCCGGCGCGUGUCCAUGCUCACCGUCGUCGCGAUGAACACAGCCUCGCAGACCAUUACGCACCCGCUCUUCCGCCCUGUGGCGAACUUCGCCCUGAUCGCACCUCUUUGUGCCAGGUGUAUGCAAUAA
Messenger RNA from Epithele typhae, 273 nucleotides. RefSeq lists its product as uncharacterized. Lineage: Eukaryota; Fungi; Basidiomycota; Agaricomycetes; Polyporales; Epitheliaceae. The record is from RefSeq and is a predicted model, not a curated record. Bases 1 to 273 code for a protein of 90 amino acids. The transcript is spliced from 2 exons.